AUGGUCGCAGAACAGUCCACUGCUAUGCAGCCCUCACCGGCAGAUAGUCUACUGUCUGCUCGCGAGGACUCAUAUACGUCUCUGUUCGAUGACGGCCCAGAAUCACCUACUGGCAUCGCCAUGACCCCGGCUUUUUCCGAGAAUGGCAGCCUCUCUCGCCUGUCAGCUGUCCCCGAAGACAUGACCGAGACGGAAGGCGGUGACAAGAAGACCAAGAAGCGCAAGUCGUGGGGUCAAGUUCUUCCCGAGCCCAAAACGAACCUUCCUCCGAGGAAGAGGGCCAAGACCGAAGACGAAAAGGAGCAGCGUCGGGUUGAGCGUGUCCUGCGAAAUCGCCGUGCUGCCCAGUCCUCACGCGAGCGUAAGAGGCAAGAGGUUGAAGCGCUAGAGAGGCGCAAUCAGGAACUCGAGCAACUUCUGGCCUCAGUCCGAGAGACCAACCUUGCACUCGUCCAGGAGCUCAGCAAACACCGCCACGACUCGGGUAUCCCGGCCGGAGGUCCCUCGCCCCUAAAGCACACCCUCUCAUCACAGCUCUUUGCCGAGAACGGCUCUGAGUGUGCUACACCGCCCACUGUCAACCCAGCCUCCCUCUCCCCCCCGGCUACCGACGCCGCCGAGGAACCUUCUGACAAUGAUGUUGUGCGACCUGCCGUGUCAAAUGUCAGAGUCGGCUCCCGCGACGGCGCUAACCCAGAAGCUGGCAUGGAUGACCUGUCUGGCGAGUCUCAUUUCCACCUCGGUUUUUUCGGCAUGCCAGAGGCCGCUAUCACAGAUAGCCAUGUCCUUGAAAGCGGGCUUCUCUCUUCUCCCCAGUCCAGCGCUAUUGGCGACGAUUAUCUGGCUGGUGACGCAUCGGAACUAUUUGCGAACCAAGACUUCGACAUCAGCGACUGGCUCAGCGAGGAGCCUAACCACCACACUUCUGACCUCGUCACAGCCCACGACUCCGGCGCCGACUUUUUCGGCCUCGAGCUGGAAGCCAUCGAACCUGCGAGUCAAGAUCCUGCGGAAAAUCCUGUCCAGCAGCCCGAACCUGGCGCGUCCACUAUGGGAUGCGACGUUCGUGGCAUUGCGGUUGGUAACUGA
Molecule: messenger RNA, 1089 nt
Organism: Geosmithia morbida
Lineage: Eukaryota; Fungi; Ascomycota; Sordariomycetes; Hypocreales; Bionectriaceae
Exons: 2
Coding region: 1-1089 (362 amino acids)
Biological process (GO): positive regulation of transcription by RNA polymerase II
Molecular function (GO): DNA-binding transcription factor activity, RNA polymerase II-specific
Source: RefSeq, a predicted model, not a curated record